GACAGAGACAGAGAGCGAGAGAGACCGUGCUCCACAAACCUCCUUCUGCCACAACUGCAGGGCCAGCCCACAGCAUGUGGGAGCUCCGGUCCAUAGCCUUCUCCAGGGCCGUGUUUGCAGAGUUCCUGGCCACGCUCCUCUUCGUCUUCUUCGGCCUCGGUUCGGCCCUCAACUGGCCACAGGCCCUGCCCUCCGUGCUGCAGAUUGCCAUGGCCUUCGGCCUGGGUAUCGGGACCCUGGUCCAAGCUUUGGGCCACAUCAGUGGGGCUCACAUCAACCCUGCCGUGACUGUGGCCUGCCUGGUGGGCUGCCACGUCUCCUUUCUCCGAGCUGCCUUCUACGUAGCUGCCCAGCUACUGGGGGCUGUGGCAGGGGCCGCUCUGCUCCAUGAGAUCACGCCACCCGACAUUCGAGGGGACCUGGCUAUUAACGCACUCAGCAACAACACAACAGCGGGCCAGGCUGUCACGGUGGAGCUCUUUCUGACCCUGCAGCUGGUGCUCUGCAUCUUCGCCUCCACAGACGAGCGGCGGGGAGACAACCUGGGCACCCCCGCCCUCUCCAUCGGUUUCUCUGUGGCCCUGGGCCACCUCCUCGGGAUCCACUACACCGGCUGCUCCAUGAACCCUGCCCGCUCCCUGGCUCCUGCUGUGGUCACCGGCAAGUUUGACGACCACUGGGUCUUCUGGAUCGGACCCCUGGUGGGCGCCGUGCUGGGCUCCCUCCUCUACAACUACGUGCUGUUCCCGCCGGCCAAGAGUCUGGCGGAGCGCCUGGCGGUGCUCAAGGGGCAGGAGCCCGACGCCGACUGGGAGGAGCGCGAAGUGCGGCGGCGGCAGUCGGUGGAGCUGCACUCGCCGCAGAGCCCGCCGCGGGGCAGCAAGGCUUGAGCGC
Molecule: messenger RNA, 894 nt
Organism: Enhydra lutris kenyoni (northern sea otter)
Lineage: Eukaryota; Metazoa; Chordata; Mammalia; Carnivora; Mustelidae
Product: aquaporin 2
Exons: 4
Coding region: 75-890 (271 amino acids)
Biological process (GO): transmembrane transport
Cellular component (GO): apical plasma membrane; plasma membrane
Molecular function (GO): water channel activity
Source: RefSeq, a predicted model, not a curated record